Molecule: messenger RNA, 2208 nt
Organism: Bipolaris oryzae ATCC 44560
Lineage: Eukaryota; Fungi; Ascomycota; Dothideomycetes; Pleosporales; Pleosporaceae
Exons: 4
Coding region: 1-2208 (735 amino acids)
Source: RefSeq, a predicted model, not a curated record
AUGAGUACGACUGCCAAUUCCCGAUGGAACCCAUUCCGACAUCGUGUCUUGAAUUCUAUAGUAGAAGAGACGCAUUCGACACAGCCACCCCUGGCACCACCAAAAUCGAAAACAUGGAACACGACCUUACAGAAGAUUGAAAGUUGGCCUGAAGAGGCUAAGCCGCUUAAAGCUCACACUUGGCUUACUCGCCUUUACUCACUCGGCGAUGUGAUACUGGUGCUACUGCCAAUAUACUUUAUACUCCUCGGUGUGGCUGUUAUCAUACUAAAUGGAAAGCCAACCGCCGGCUCUGCUUUUGGAUCAAAAGUAGAGGCAGCUAUGGAUCUUGGUCCAACAUUGUUCCCCAUUUUGUUUGCCGCGAUAGUCGGGCGGAGUAUGAAGAUGAUCGCACGAUAUCUUGCAGAAAAGGGCACGAAAAUUAGCACAUUGGAGCUCCUCGUCGCAAGCCAGUCUGUGUGGGGCACGUUCGAAAGCCAACUACUCAUGCAGAGGAUGACGAUGGUCGGUAUAAACCUCCUUUUCCUGUGGGCCCUAUCCCCUCUUGGAGGUCAAGCUUCCCUCCGACUCAUGACAAGAGACACAAAGGAUUCAUUUUCAAACGCGAAGCUUCGAUACAUGACUACCGGUCCAGCAGCAAGUAUGUGGGGCUUGUCUUCGACAUAUGUUGGCAGUGGCAAAUGGGCUGAUGCCGGAGCUCUCUAUACUGCUGCAUUACUAGCACCUUUAUCUACGAAGUUAGGUACACAUGACCCUUGGAAUAAUGUCAAGAUCCCGACGUUAGAGGGACUUAACUCAUCACUUGCGGAUGCUGAUGGCUGGGUCGCUGUGCCAACUGACAUUUCAGCACCCGAGGCUUACUCGUCAUUGGUCGGACUACCCGUAGUUGGGCUCCCUUCCAACGAAAAAUCCAAUUUCAGCCUGGAAUACACCUAUCUCUCAGUGGAUUGUCAACCAUUUACUCAAGAGUCCUUCCCCGGAAAUAAUGGCUCCAAUUAUUGGUACGAUGUAAACGCCACUCGCCUCGAAGAGCUAGUGCCUGGCCAGGUAUGGUAUGAAAAAGAUGAGGACCCCCCUCUCGGUGAUGAGACAAGUGGACGGACAUCGUUCUUCAUGGAUACAACUCGUAGUUUUCCCUGGGGUAUUAAGGAGGGCGAUGAUCGCGACCUCUAUAUGGGCCGGUUGGACGGCUUUUUCGGCAACUUCAACAGUUCAUUGAUGCCUGAGGCAGAGCUUACGACCAAACGAGAGUUGCUGUUCGUCUCGGAGUAUUCAACAAAUAGCCAGGGACGCCUAGGCCUGAACAUCGCAAAAUGUUCCCUAUCACAAAAUCACAUCGAAGCUGCUAUCCAAUGCAAAGGCAGCACUUGCUCCACUGAAAAGGUGCGCAAGUCCUUGAAAGAUAAUCGCCCCACAUCACUCACUGGCUUCGAACAUGGUACCAUCAUGUUCUGGUUUGCAAAGCAGUUUCCAAGGGCAGUGAAGUUUUCAUCUGGCUCUAGUCCCACGGAGUUCUUCUUAGCAAACACAUCUGCAUUUCCCUUUGUACAACAAGUCGGACACUUGUCAAUGGACGUUGCUCUGACUGACUUAUCACUUGUACCGUCUGAGGUGUUCUCCAAACGACUUAGCUUGGCCAUGAACACUUUCUAUCAGUUGAGCAUACAGCCAACGGGUUACUUUGGUAAUUUGCCAAAGAACUUGUCGUUAUAUGGCCCGGAUACCGAUCCAGCCACGGAUAUAAAUGCAUACCUACCGAAGAACUUGUCGGCCACUGACCAUACCUUCACCGACUGGUAUGGCCAAUUCGAGAUAGGACUCCAGGAUAUCAGGUCUCCAUUUAUCGGGGCUACAACAACAGCUACUAUCACUGCCACCGAAGAGGUUUUCGUCUGCGAAUUUGCUUGGCUUGUACUUUUGCUUGUCGCCUCAUCAGUUACUCUCCUGACAGGCGUCGCGGCAUUAGUUCUAAAAUAUAAAACACUAGGACCCGAAAUGUUUGGCUUUGUCACCAGUAUGACAUACGAAAACCCCUGGAUCAAGGUACCUGAUGGAGGCACCACGUUGGAUGCAAUGGAGAGAGCAAGGCUCCUUAAAGAUGUUGACGUAUACAUUGCCGACGUACGCGGAGACGAGGAAGUCGGCCAUAUUGCCCUUGCCGCUGGUGUGCCGAUUCGGAAGUUGGAACGAGGACGCCUCUACUACUAG